UCUCUCUCUCUCUCUCUCUCUCUUUUUCUUUCUUUAUAUUUAUUGUCUUGCUCCUCUUUUUUUUUAUUCUCUGUUGGGUGCAUCUUUUUUUUUCCUUGUUUUCAUUAUUUUUUGUGUGUGUGCGGUGCAAAAAAAAACAAGACCGCUUCUCUUACGCUUUUGUUACAAGCCUUGUUGCCAUGAAGUUGAUUGCAUGGCUCCUUUUAUUGACACUUUAUUUAGGUCUAGUCAAAGCCUCUGUUCAUGUGAUUUCAACCAAUGAAACUUACGCUGGUCGCACCGCUGCAUUUGGUCCGCGUUUAUUGGAAAACGGGAAAUUCGGCUAUUUGAUCGAACCGCAAGACCCGUUCGCAUGCAAUGUGGUCGAACCCGUGUACGAUAAUUGGAUUGCACUUGUCAGACGAGGCCAAUGUUCCUUUAUUACUAAAGUGCGGAAUAUGCAAAAGAGCGGCGCCAUUGCCGUGGUGGUGGGCGAUCCUGAUCAUUCAAGCUGGGUUACCAUGUAUGCGCCUGGUGACACCACCGAUGUGCUGAUCCCCAGCAUGUUCCUUACACGACGUGAAUAUCGUUCUCUGAUACGCUUGACCAAACUCGUCGACGGUCCACUCAUGGUUCUCAUGCAACCCGAAGACUUUAUUACCUGGCCACUGUUCGAUGUUUUGAUUAUCGUCAUUAUAUCACCCUGUAUUAUGAUGUCGUUCAUCUAUCUGUCAUGGAAAAUUCGUCAACGACAAAAACACAAGCAAGAUUUGGCCCCCGUCGAUGUCGUCAUGAAACUCACCAUGAAAAUAUUCAGUCGAGAAAAGAUCCGUGAAAACGAAGCCGAAGAGUGCGCCAUCUGUUUGGAAGAUUACGCCGACGGCGAUGAAUUGCGCGUGUUACCUUGCAAACACGACUUUCACGUCUCGUGCGUCGAUGCCUGGCUGACCACUCAAAAGAAAUUUUGUCCUAUAUGCAAGCGAGACAUAACUUGCAUCAGCACAAGUGAAGUCACGCCGUUAUUAGAUGCAUGAAGCAUUACGGUGACCUUGUUUUUUCCCCUGAUUCAUUCAUUCAUUUCUUUACGGCAACCACUCUCUAAACACCCCCCCCCAACCCCUUUUCUUAUUUUGUCUUGUAUAUCACUGUAAAUUGAUACCUAAACUUUCUUGUAAAUUAUUUCAUACUUGAUGAUAAAAUGGGGACUAUCACUUCCCAAAAUACACACAGGC
Radiomyces spectabilis is the source of this 1211-nucleotide messenger RNA. RefSeq lists its product as uncharacterized. Bases 180 to 1013 code for a protein of 277 amino acids. Gene Ontology annotation, molecular function: zinc ion binding. Lineage: Eukaryota; Fungi; Mucoromycota; Mucoromycetes; Mucorales; Radiomycetaceae. The record is from RefSeq and is a predicted model, not a curated record. The transcript has 5 exons.